Lotus japonicus is the source of this 585-nucleotide messenger RNA. RefSeq lists its product as uncharacterized. The record is from RefSeq and is a predicted model, not a curated record. The transcript is spliced from 4 exons. Bases 1 to 585 code for a protein of 194 amino acids. Lineage: Eukaryota; Viridiplantae; Streptophyta; Magnoliopsida; Fabales; Fabaceae.
AUGGACAGAAUAUCUUCCAUAAGUCCAGAAAAGGAAGAAUGCAAAUUUAAUGCUAGAAUCUUACGCUUAUGGACACUCCCAUCAUACAACAAUCCUGAAAUCACUUCAACCAUGGAAUUGGUGUUAAUGGAUGCCGAAACCAAUAAGAUCCAUGCAUCAAUACCAAACAAACUGUUAGAUGAAUUCAUUGGGAAAUUGCGGGAAGGCCUGGUAUACAGUUUCAGAUUCUUUGAUGUCGGAAACAACGUUGGAAAAUACAGAACAACUCGCCAUCAAUAUCGUCUAAAUUUUCAGACUGAAACUGAGGUUGACCUUAUACCAGACAAAGAAAUACCCUUCUACGAUAUCAUUGGAAUAAUUGUUGGCUGUUAUCCUGUUAUUGAAUUCGAAAAAAAUGGAGACAAAUGCAAAAGGAUGGUAAUUGAUCUUCUUAUUGACGGGAAAAAGUUUGAUUUUACUCUAUUUGGUCACUAUGUCGAUGAAUUCAAUUCAUACUUUGAUAAUGAUGCAUCUAAAAACAAUGUUCUGGUGGUACAAUAUGCAAGGGUUAAAACUUUUAGAGGUAUUAAAAAAUCUCAUACUUAA